AUGGCAGAAGAGAAAGUUCUGCUUCUUAAGGCCUUCGGCGAGGAAGAUUUUUUUCGUACGGCCUUCAACUAUGAUUUAGAUAAGAUCAAGAAAUGGAUGGAAGACUGUCUUGUCGGAAAUGCAGGAGGUGACCAGACCAAGAAACCAGAAGUCCAAAAGCAACUAAAGGACGUCAAGGAUAAGCUCGAUCGCCUCAUCCUACCAAAGGGGGAAGAUUUCAUUAAAAAGGAGCUCGCGCCCAAAAGUCACUUCCUGCGCGUUUUAAAUACGGAGUGGUCUGCAAGUGCGAAAGAUUACAUGGCAAAGUUCGAACUCGGAUAUUGGCCGAUCAACUAUCAAGGGGUCCUAGAACGGUCUAUAUCUGUCAGGUGGUGGAAUCCCUAUGACUUGCUCGGCCUCUUCAUCAGCAUUUUGGGUCCGGCUCCAGGAACAGCUAAUAGGAACAACUAUUUCAAGCCCUUAACCGCAGUCUAUGCGCGGUGGUGUUCGCGCAUCGCGGGCUACGCGAGGAAGUGGAAACCCCCUGGAGACGGUGCGGGAGACUGGCCUUAUAUGUUCCAGGUCACAUGGAAGCUCGUGGGCGAUAAAAACUAUUUCUUCCUGGGGAGCUCCAUAGCUGGUGAUAAUUGGAAGACGAGCGAAGUCGGGCAAUGGAUUAAGGAAGUGCAGCGCCAGCGAUUUUACAUGCUUCACGAUUCUCUGCUGAGGGUCGAUCUUUUUAAACGGGAUUUCAAUAAGACGCCUGUGAAACUUGAUACAAAUACUCUUGCGAACCAUUCGUUCGGCAACUGCGGAGAGACAUACCCCUUUAUCUUCAGCGUUCGCGGAACCCGCGACAAUAACCGAACGCUAGAAGGCCUUGCUCUCUCUCGCAAUUUUAUGAUGAGCCAGAGCUUGGAUUCGUACGACACAUAUCUGAAAGCGAAAAACACGAAUCUAAGUGGACCUUGCGGCAACUGUAAGCAACUCAUUUCCAGGGCCGGGGCCUUGAAAAGAAACUUCUCAAGAUAUCGAGGAGCAAGCUCGACUGCAAAGAAGACGCAAGGAACAACCACCCAAGAAAUAGCGGCGACAACAACUCAGAUGGCUGCUAUCACCGAUCCACCAGAGGGAUGGUCUGUUAAUCUCGAUGACUUGGACCGUGACUAUUACUGGGGGCCCGAUGGCGACGGCACGGUGGCCGCCCAGCGAGUCGGCUUGACUGGCAUGAAGGAGCUUAUGAUUGUCGAUCCCGACAACGGCAGCGACUCAUAUAUGUUCACCGCAUCUACUGGGAAGAUUUAUCUGUGGUACAUGGUCACUGGUGAAAUUUUCGAGUACACCAACCCCUCAGACCAGGCCGGUAUUUUGGCUGAGAUGAAGAAGCCAGCAGGAACGGGAAAAUUGGAACGGACCUUGCUACCUCAAGUUUAAUAGGCGGCUUUGUUGAAUUUUAGGAGUUGAC
Messenger RNA from Daldinia vernicosa, 1444 nucleotides. RefSeq lists its product as uncharacterized. The transcript is spliced from 4 exons. Bases 1 to 1413 code for a protein of 470 amino acids. The record is from RefSeq and is a predicted model, not a curated record. Lineage: Eukaryota; Fungi; Ascomycota; Sordariomycetes; Xylariales; Hypoxylaceae.